Cordyceps militaris CM01 is the source of this 504-nucleotide messenger RNA. Its product is annotated as NUDIX domain, putative. The transcript is spliced from 3 exons. NCBI's taxonomy places the organism in Eukaryota, Fungi, Ascomycota, Sordariomycetes, Hypocreales, Cordycipitaceae. The coding region runs from base 1 to 504 and encodes 167 amino acids. Gene Ontology annotation, cellular component: cytosol. The record is from RefSeq and is a predicted model, not a curated record. Gene Ontology annotation, molecular function: 8-oxo-7,8-dihydrodeoxyguanosine triphosphate pyrophosphatase activity. Gene Ontology annotation, biological process: dGTP catabolic process.
AUGGUCGAAAAAUACCCACGAAACAGUACUCCCCGUGCUGGCGUCUCCUGCAUCAUCCUCAAUGAAGAGGGGAAGGCGCUAGUCGGCGUACGCAAGGGCAGCCACGGAGCUGGCACAUUGCAGUUCCCAGGUGGAAAGAUGGAUUACGGCGAGGAGAUCCUCGAUUGCGCUGUGCGAGAAACCUGCGAGGAAACCGGCCUGGAAGUCGAAGGCAUCAAAGUUAUCACUUACACGAAUGACAUCUUUGAGGCCGAGGCAAUCCAGUUUAUUACCAUGUAUCCUCUUUGCAAGAUGAAGGAUUGCGAUGCAGUUCCCGAGAUCAAGGAGCCGGACAAGUGCGAGGGGUGGUGGUGGUGCGAUUUAGCCAAGUUGUACGCUGGCCGCGAUGGAAGCAAGGUCGAAGUCGCGGGCUGCGAGGGCAAAGGGGCGCCACUCUUUACUCCGUUGAAGAAUCUUUUCCAGCAGGUUAAGAGUUUUGAUGAACUACUGCAGAUGAUUGAGUAG